AUGGCAUAUUCUUCGGGUUCAAAACAAGGUCUUUUCGUAAAUAUGAUGAUAUCUUACCGACCCUCCAAAAAUCUCUUCCAUCUACUUCAUAUAAAAGAUUCUCCGAGAGAUAGUAAUAUUGAAUCUAUAUUUGAUAUUGUCUCUCAAAUCUCGUCAACCCGGAUAAAUUUGAAUCUCGGCGUUGUCAUCAAUAUGCGGCUUUCUCGACCUGCUCAUUAUGACCGAUUGGAGAAGCUUGCAAAUUCCAUCGGGGCUAGCAUGAUCAUCAUCCAUGGCAAAAUUGGAAAAGAUCAAGGUGGUUAUGAUGUUGAGGUUGGUCAUGCUCCUACAAUCGGCGUUGACGCCACAAAACCAUUUCUUGUGGAAGAGUUGGCUCGUAUAGUGCUACAAGCGGCGAGAACGAAUGAAAGCAUAGAUUAUGUCGAGCCUAAAGGUGAUGUGCUUGCUCCUCCUCUAUCGGAUCGUAAUAAAAGUGAUGAAAGAGAUUUGGGAGAUAUGCAUGUUCAUGAAUUUGAGUUUUGUUUGGAGCCAAAGAAAGAAAAGCUAAGAUGCACCAAGUGCGAAGAAUUGAUAAUUUCGGGACCAAUAUAUCAUUGUGUAGAAUGCGAUGACUUCAUCCUUCACAAAGAUUGUGCCGAGUCACCAAUCGUGGAAAAGCUUCUUGAAACGGAUCGGCAUCAAUUUCGAUGA
This is a messenger RNA of Dovyalis caffra, 690 nucleotides long. The record is from the annotation of a GenBank genome assembly. Lineage: Eukaryota; Viridiplantae; Streptophyta; Magnoliopsida; Malpighiales; Salicaceae.